Molecule: messenger RNA, 660 nt
Organism: Staurois parvus
Lineage: Eukaryota; Metazoa; Chordata; Amphibia; Anura; Ranidae
Source: the annotation of a GenBank genome assembly
AUGGCCGAAUUCACAAUCCGAGUCUAUAAGAACAAAGACUACAAUGCUGUCCGGAUGAUGUUUGCUGAGGGGAUGCUGGAGCACAUUCCGGCCACUUGUGCCUACUUGUUGAAGCUCCCCCGGGCACAGUUUAUCCUCUUCAUCUCCUUUAUCAGCCUCCUUUUAGUCUCCAGGUCCUACUUGCUCUCUCUAGUCAGCCUGGCUGUCGUGUUCACGGGAGGUCGCCGUGUGCUGACCAGAGAGUACCACCAGUACGUAGAUCGAUGUCAACGAGAAGACUUGCUGGACAUUGAGGAGUCUUACAUGGCAAGCAACAACUCCUGCUUCUGGGUGGCAGAGUCCAACGGCCGAGUUGUUGGGAUGGUCGGCGUCCAAUCUGCCCCUCGUUCUAGCAAAGUGAUGCAGCUCAAACGUCUAUCGGUGGCCAAAGACCAGAGGCACAAAGGCAUCGCCAAAGCCCUGUGCACAAAGGUCACUGACUUUGCUCGUCAACGAGGGUACCAAAUGGUGACACUGGAGACAUCCAUGAUUCAACACGCAGCUCAUAAGUUAUACGAAACAAUGGGAUUUCAGAAGACCAACGAUGAGAUCUUCCCGUCCUUCCUUGGAAGAUUUGCAAACUUCUCCAUCCUGACUUAUGAGUAUAAAAUCCUAGAUUAA